Messenger RNA from Brassica oleracea var. oleracea, 1710 nucleotides. RefSeq lists its product as uncharacterized. The record is from RefSeq and is a predicted model, not a curated record. Gene Ontology annotation, biological process: chloroplast organization; regulation of DNA-templated transcription. Lineage: Eukaryota; Viridiplantae; Streptophyta; Magnoliopsida; Brassicales; Brassicaceae. The transcript has a single exon. Gene Ontology annotation, cellular component: chloroplast. Gene Ontology annotation, molecular function: double-stranded DNA binding. Bases 69 to 1433 code for a protein of 454 amino acids.
GUUUCCUCUAAACAUAGCAGCCGAUUCGUUCUCUUCUGCUCUGUUUAGGUUAUGGGCAUUUCGUUCUCAUGCUUUCUCUGAUUCUCCACGGAAGAAAGUCUCUGGAGCUGCAGAGAUGGUGUAACUUGCGAUUUGCAGUGAACCCUCUUCAAUAUUCAUCUGCUUUUUCCUCUGCAAGUGCGGCUGCAGAUGCGUCCCUUCAAGAUGGGCGAAAAGGUCAGAACUUUACCGUCUCUUCUUACCUCGUAACAUCACUAGGUUUCACCACAAAACUCGCAGAAUCAAUCUCAAAGAAAGUCAGCUUCGAGGAUAAUGGCAAUCCUCAAUCAGUUCUGAGUCUUCUUAGAAGUUAUGGGUUCAGAGAUUCUCACAUCUCCAGCAUCAUCACAAACUAUCCAGGACUACUUACACUAGACGCUGAGAGCUCCCUAGAGCCCAAGCUCAAGUUCUUAAAGUCGAGAGGAGCGUCAACCUCCGAGCUCACUGAGAUCCUUUCCAAAGUCCCCAAGAUCUUGAGAAUCAAAAAGGACAAAACUUUAAGCAGAUACUACGAUUUCGUCAAAGAGAUCAUACAAUCCGACAAGAGCUCCAACUUCCAAGUCUCCUUACCAUUACCACACGGUCCCAACAAAAUCAGAAACAUUUUCGCUUUGAGACAGUUAGGCAUGCCUCAGGAUCUCUUGUUCCCUUUGCUCGUCUCUCAGAGCGGAACCGUCCAUGGGAAAGUCAGGUUCGAAGAGUCUCUCAAGAAGGUUCUCGAGAUGGGUUUUGAUCCCACAACCUCCAAGUUCGUGCAAGCUCUCCGCAUGCUUUACCAGAUGAGCGAGAAGACGAUACGAGAGAAGGUCAACGUGUACAAAAGGUUAGGGUUGAGUGGUGAAGACGUGUGGGAGAUGUUCAAGAAAUGGCCUACUUUUAUGACCAACUCCGAGAAGAAGAUUACUCAGACAUUUGAAACUUUCAGCAAGUGUGGACUUGUGGAGGAAGAGAUCCUCUCGGCGUUCAAGAAGUUUCCGCAGUGCAUCGGUGCUUCGGAGCAUAACUGCGUCGAUACGUUUCUAGCGCUGGGGUUCAGUAAAGAUGAGGUGGCGGUGAUUUUCAAGCGGUUACCACUUUGUGUUAGCUAUUCUGCGGAGUUGGUGAAAAGGAAGACUGAGUUUGUGGUGAAGGAGAUGAAUUGGCCGUUACAGGCCGUUGUUUCUUUCCCCGCUGUGCUUGGAUUGAGCAUGGAGAAGAGGGUUGUCCCGAGGUGUAAUGUGAUCAAAGCUCUCAUGAAGAAAGGUUUUCUGGGAAGUGAUGAACCACCUCCUGUGGGGUCUGCGUUGGCGUGUACGGAUGAAUUGUUUUUGAGAAGGUAUGUGAGGAAGCACGAUGAUGAUGAGGAGCUUGUGGCUGAGCUGAUGGGUAUUUUAAGAGGAUCUCGUGCGUCAUAGACCUUAACGUUUAAUUGGUUCUUCAUCUUUGGUUUUGGUCAGAUCCUGGUUUAUUUGGGGUAGUACUAAAAGUCUUUGUGUUGAUGAUCAUGUUGUGAUGCAAAAUGUGAGAAAUGAUGAAUAUCAGCUCAAGACUUAUUAGCUCUUUAGAUUUUUUUUUAGCUGAUUUUUGUUAGUCCUAAGUGCAAUAAUGCCAUAUUCUGCAGAGUUGGUAAAGAAGAAGACUGAGUUUCUGGUGAAUAAGAUGAAUUGGCCUUCAAAGGCUGUGUUUUUUUAA